AUUGAAAUUAAAAAAGAAAAAAAACAGCAAACGAAGAAAGAAGGAAAAAAUAAUUUCCAAAAAUAUAUCGAGCUCCUGGAUAUGAUAAUGGACAAGCCUGCUGUCCACCCCACGACGAAGGAACUACGUAUAGGUAAGAUAAAUCGAAGAAUAAAUAUAAAUAAACGUAAGAGGACCGUACGAGAGAAUAUUCUAUCGAAUUUAAAAGCAAAUAGGAUUAAUUCAAUACUGGAUUUUUUUUCACACGUUAGAAAGAGAUAGAAAGUAGAGAGAAGAUAAGGAAAAUACCACGACCUCGUUUCCAUUAUUUUGCACGCAAUUGCAUCGAUACAAAGAAGAAACGAUAAAUCAGAGGCAACGAAAUAUUCACGACAAAUUCUCGCGGGAACGAUAAACGUUGUACUUUCAACGUUCUAGUAGAUUAUGCGAAUGAAAAAUCAUCUCGUAUAUCCCGACGUAUACGUAAAACUGUUAAAAGAUUUACGAACGCGUUGUAUUACAUAAAACCUCUUUAGAUCGACACGAAAUUAUUAUUCGUAUUUUCACCCGAAUGGUAAUAUGAUAAUGACACUCUCGAAAAUUUAACAACGUUUGUCUGUUGACACGUGACGUAACGAUCCAUCUUCGAUUCCCCAAGAUGACUUUAUAACUUUCCAAAAGAUUCGAUCGAUUGCUCGUUUGCUUCGUUGAAACAUUUUCUAUUUCAAUAAGGAAAGAGAAUAGGGAUGGAGACAAAGAAACAUUUUUUAAACAAAAAAUAAAAGGAUAAAGAAAAAAAAAUCUAUAUAAAAAUCUCGAAGGUUAAGGAUAGUAUCCAAGAGGAUGCACGUCGAUGUCAUCAAUCACGAUGUCUCUCUAUUGUCUUCCGAAGGGAACAGUACUGCGUACAUAAAUUUACAAGCUGUCUCUUCGUGUUUCUGCAAACUAUUCUCCGACCACGCAUCCCUUUCUCUCUCUCUCUCUCUUUCUCUCUCUCUUUCUCUCUUUCCCUUUCUUUCUCUCUAUCUAUCUAUCUAUCUAUCUUUACAUCUCUUUAAGCAAAAGAAAAAAAUGACGAAAUCGUCGAGUUCGUUUCUCGAAAAUAUCUCAACUUAUCUACUACGGCGAAUGCAACAAAAGAUUGCUUACACCUACAACAAUGCAGAUAACGAUGCACGAACCUAAUCGGUAAGUCGAAACGACUCGAUCUUUCCGCAAAUGGAAAUAUCGGUGCUUAACGAUCAGACGGAUUCGCAGAGAUCGAUAGUCGCACGUGUUUUAUUCUCUCGUCAUUUCACAAGCGUCCUAUCAACUUUUACGUAUCGUUAUUUUUAUUAUUAUUAUUAUUAUUAUUAUUAUUAUUAUUAUUAUCAUGUGUAUUAUUAUGAUCAUCGAAGAAAAAGGAUACUAAGGCGAAGAAGAGGACACGAAAGGUAACGAUACGGCACCCUUCGAAUGAUCGAGAUCGAUCAAGCCGAUAAAUCGCUACCGUUAGGAUGGAUACGGUUUUCUUCGUGGAAUGCAAUAUGGGUUCGGUUAGAAGCAAAUCACGGAGUAGUAGCAGAAAUAAAAUGUCAACGAUGUCGCGGCACGCUUGCACCAAAGAGCAAACGCAUCCUCUUAAAAGGUUCCGAGAUAGAGAGUAUUGUUGUGUGAUCUGGCGUACCCUUAAACGAGCGAGUUCUCGUUCUUACGUUCGUGACGACGUUGCCCUUUCCACGUCGGAUCCGUUUUCAAAACCGACAACCGACAUGAUAAUGUCUCAUGCGUCUCUCCUCCUCGAAAGAUAUCGAGAGAAUUAUAGCGAGCGAGUUAAAUGGAACAACGAUUUUAUUAUGGAUCGAGGACUUCGAGGACUCGACGAACGAUUAGUCCGCCAUUUUGAAAGACACGAGACUAUAAGAUUACAUCGGACGUGUCCAUUUAAAUUCGUCAAAAUGUCUACGAAUAAUACGGUCUUAUUUCAGAUAUAAGAAAAUCUUUACGAAUGAAAUAAAAUUCAUUCGUUAGAAAUUCGAAUUAGAUAUGAUUGAAUCGGGAUGAUAUUAUUUUUAGCAUCGACGAGAAAAGUACAUUUUUAUGGAUAAAAAUUUCGAUAGAGAUUUAGAGAUAGAGAGGGUCGAUCGUGUUCCUUUCUAAAUCGAUGAAGCAUCGACGUCACGUAAAUGUCGCGCUAUAACAUAGAAUUAGAAGGAGGAGGAGGAGAGAAUAUCGAGUAGAACUUGGUUAUACGAGAGCGAACGAACGAUCGAUGACACGAUCGAUGACUCUUUAAGAUCGGUGCAUACAUCCGGGGAAAAAGAAGAAGAAGAAAUAGAAAACGGGAGCUACCUUUGCCUCUUGUUGUUCUUCUCGAUACAGUCGAGGAACAGUAGAAGACAGUAGAGAAACUCGGAGGGGGAAAAAAGCGUUCAGUUACGAGGAGUAUAUAAGACACGGGGGAGCCAACGAGCUCGGAUAAGCGGUAGAUUCUCUCCUAGGACAAAGGAGCUGCGUGAUUUCGUCGCGUUCCGAUAUAUAUAUAUAUAUAUAUAUAUACAUAUAACAAAAAAAAAAAGAAAAAAAGAGACAGAGAAAAAAAACAAAAAGAAAUAAUCACGCGAAUAUAAAUCUUCGGAUUUGCGAUCGAUCGACCGACCGACCGACUAACCGAUCGAUCGAUCGUUCGUUCGUUCGUUCGUUCGUUCGUUCGUACGUACUUAAGCUCAUCGAUCGUAUUUAAUUACCUUACGUACAUACGUGCGUUCGUGUCGUGUUCGUGGGAUAUGCCAUUUCGAGUGUGUCGUCACAAGUGAUCGUCGUCCUCAGCAACAUCGUCAUGGAUCCUCGUCGAUUUAUCGUCGCACGAUCGUUGGUCGCCGUUUGUCUGCUAGCCGCGACUUACUGUUCGGCUGAAAAAUUGUCACCCGAUCAAAAGGCCCCACCUUUCGCCCGUGGCUCCGGUGGACUUAUUUUGAAGGCACCCUUCGAAGGUGGAGGUCAACCGGCAGGUUCGAGUAACGUUGACGGAGUUCAAAGGGAAGAAAAGGAAGAUAUUAAAAUCGUUGACGGUCAACCGGUUCGCGUUGUGGAAGGAAGUUUCUCUUACAAGAGCCCUGAAGGACUUCCUGUGUCUGUUAAGUACGUCGCCGAUGAAAACGGGAACAGAGCCAGCUUCAAAUUUGGUACUGCCGCUGGAGGUGGUAAUGGAAAAAUUUCUUCUGGAACUUCUUCAGGAGCGAGUCCUACGGGUUAUCCACCGAGAGGACCACCCAAUGGCGUUGGCAAUGGAAAGGAACCAGGAUUAUAUUUGCCACCUGGAGGCAACAAGGAUAAGAAUGUCGAUAGAAAAUAUCUUCCACCGCAAUAAUCGAUCUCCCUCGUACUGUCCAACCUGGCAUUUCAAUUAGAAAGGAUUGGAAAAAGAAUUUCAAUGCAAUCGAUAGAGACGAUCGAUAAUUCGAUCCUUCUUCUUUUUAACUAACGACGCGUUAAAAAAAAAAAAUAAAAGAAAGCGCGUGAGCUCCAUUUAAAUUGACUAUAGUUGUAGAAAACGCGCGUCGUUUAGAAAUAUAUAUUUCAAAAAUAAUUUACGACGACGUUUAAGCGUCGUAAUCACGAACCUAUGUACAAAGAUUCCAAUCCGUGUCUCUUCGGGAGAUCACGCGAUAAAAAGAGAAAAAUAUAUUUUUUUAUAAAUUUU
Vespula vulgaris is the source of this 3661-nucleotide messenger RNA. RefSeq lists its product as uncharacterized. The coding region runs from base 2798 to 3328 and encodes 176 amino acids. The record is from RefSeq and is a predicted model, not a curated record. NCBI's taxonomy places the organism in Eukaryota, Metazoa, Arthropoda, Insecta, Hymenoptera, Vespidae. The transcript is spliced from 3 exons.